Messenger RNA from Porites evermanni, 1043 nucleotides. Lineage: Eukaryota; Metazoa; Cnidaria; Anthozoa; Scleractinia; Poritidae. The record is from the annotation of a GenBank genome assembly.
AUGUCGCAGAUUCUCGGGAGCCGUAUUCCUUCGAUUGUGAAACUAAAUGUCGGAGGUAGUCACUUUACCACAAGCUUGCAAACGCUAACAAGAGAUCCCAACUCGAUGCUCGCAGCCAUGUUUUCAGGAAGGCAUGAGGUAGAGACUACUGAAGACGGUUCCUUCUUUAUCGACCGAGAUGGAACUUACUUCCGCUUUAUAUUAAAUUAUCUUCGUAACGGAGAACUAAUCUUGCCAGAGGGUGCUACAUUUCUCGAGGAACUUGAAGUAGAAGCCAGGUUUUACCAAGUGCAAGGGUUACUGGAUGAGUUGAAGGUUGUAAGAGCAUUGAAAGUGUUUGAGAAAUCCGUGAUUUUGACAGACCGCAGAGAUUUUCGAAAUGUAUUGAUACGCUGGAUACCUAUGGAGUUUAUACUUGCAGGCGAAUGGUGUUUGCUGUUCCGAGCAUCUAGAGAUGGUUUCACUGCUUCAGCGUUUCAUUCGAGAUGCGACAACCAAGGACCUACAGUCACUGUUGUGAAUAGUGAUGGAAACAUUUUUGGAGGCUUCACUGAGAGCGCUUGGGCAGGUAAGACUGAUAAUACUGCCUUUGAUCGUAUAUUCAGUAUAUUAGAGCGGAUUUGCAGCAUACAAAUUUAUACGUUUUAAUGGUUUCGUAUUCUACGACUGCUCAUAAGUCAAAGAUAUAUUUUUUAUUAACAGCACCGACCGAGUCCAUGUAUCCCAUAUGGCAUUCUGCGAAACGAAGUUACCUGCCAUGCUGCCGAGCCUUUCUGUUCAGCUUAGUCAACCCGAGUGGUCUGGGACCGACCAAAAUGUCGCUAAUUAAUGGCAUGGAACAGUUUGCUAUCAUUAGUUAUCAUGACUGUGGGCCAGUGUUUGGUCGAGAGCGCGACCUAUGGGUAUUAGGACAAAAUGGACGACAGGGUGGCAGUACUCUUGGCGGAACCUAUCAGUGCCCACCAGGACAACAGAAGGAGUUUUUUACAGGCAGAAGUGAUUUUACCAUCACAGAUGUUGAAGUGUUUGGACUUCAUAGGUGA